AUGUUAUCGCAACAAGAUAUGAACAGUCUGCUGCAUGCCAUGCAUGCACAGAUUGCUACGUUAACCUCGCAACUCGCCAAGCUGCAGAACAACCCCCCUGCAGCAACCCCCUCGGUAGAGAAAAAGUUCAACAAGAAAGUCGAAGUUCUCCAAAUUUGGGUCAAGGCAAACUGGGACGCGUUUGCCGACGAUUUUGAGGUAGCCACUGCGGUGCUAUCUCGACUAAAAGGACCUGUGGCGGGUCAAUACGCCCAAGUAAGAUUGCAGGAAUGCUACACCGCGGGAGUGUGGCCAACCUGGGAUGAUCUCAAGAAGGAGAUCAAAAAAUACUUCAAACCACAAGCUGAGCAUGACUGGGCGCGUCAGCAAAUCCGUUCCUUCAAACAAGGAAACAUGAGGACAAAUGAUUACGUUACCAGGUUCCUGGCCCUUUCCAUCCAAGGAGGGCUUGGAAAUGAACACGCAGUAGAACUGCUGGAACGCAAUAUGAACCCUCGCAUUGCAGAACAAAUCUAUCUGCAAGACACUAGAAACGAGAACUUGUCCCUAGCGGCCGAGGAAGUACAUCGAGUCGGUAGAGCCAUGGAGCUUUACCAGAUGCAUCAAGGUGGCGGGUCCACCACCAAAAACAACGAAUCCCAGAGGCGCCCUGGGUUAUCAAACCAAAAACAACAACACUCUCAUGGGUUCCAGCCAUUUGGGCUGCAACCAGGUUGGGGUGUCCCUAUGGAUAUUGGCGUGGUCCAGGGCGGACAGACGCGCAGAUUCACCUGGUACAACUGUGGGCAGGAGGGGCACAUAGCCCGAAAGUGUCCAAAUGGAGUGCAGGCCGCUCAACAAAAAAAUAAUCAAGGGUGCCAGGCGCGCCAACUAGAGUCCGAGAAACCAGACAAUCGGCUCCAGACUCUGGCCGGUCGUUUGUACGACAAAAUCCGGGCCAUCUUCUACAACCAGCAGGUUGCUGAGAUGAAGACCCAGGGAAAAGAGUUCGGAGCUUAG
Molecule: messenger RNA, 999 nt
Organism: Serpula lacrymans var. lacrymans S7.9
Lineage: Eukaryota; Fungi; Basidiomycota; Agaricomycetes; Boletales; Serpulaceae
Exons: 2
Coding region: 1-999 (332 amino acids)
Molecular function (GO): nucleic acid binding; zinc ion binding
Source: RefSeq, a predicted model, not a curated record